Messenger RNA from Topomyia yanbarensis, 1713 nucleotides. RefSeq lists its product as uncharacterized. Gene Ontology annotation, biological process: DNA integration. Gene Ontology annotation, molecular function: nucleic acid binding. Lineage: Eukaryota; Metazoa; Arthropoda; Insecta; Diptera; Culicidae. The record is from RefSeq and is a predicted model, not a curated record. The transcript is spliced from 3 exons. Bases 1 to 1713 code for a protein of 570 amino acids.
AUGGAAUCAUUACAAGAGAGUGUCACCAUACUGAAUGGGACCGAUCAUAAGCCUUUGAUCAACAUAUUCAACAAGCCACUGCUCACAGCACCGAAAAGAUUGCAGCACAUGCUCUUAAACUUGCAACGCUAUCAACUCAGCAUAGAGUUUGUUGCUGGAAAGGAGAAUGUUGUAGCAGACGCAAUCUCACGAGCACCUCAUGAUGACUACAGUGAAUCCGACGAAUUCCGGAAGCUGAACAUCUACAAAAUUUUCAAACAGUUGGAGGACUGUAGUAUGAGUUCUUACUCGAACAUAUCCGACAGCUGCUUAGACAGUAUCAUGGAGGCUACGGAACAAGAUGCAGCAUUGCAAGCAGUGAAGGAUUUUAUCCGGAAUGGCUGGCCGAACUCAAUUAACCGAGUACCUUCAGUCGCCAAGAUUUACUUCAAGUACCGAAACGAGCUGUCCACACAAGACGGAUUCAUAUUUAGAAACGAUCGGAUUGUAAUUCCUGUUACACUGCAAAGAUGUAUUAUCGAUAAAGUUCACGUAAGUCACAAUGGCAUUGAGUCAACUUUAAAACUUGCCCGAGAAAACGUAUUUUGGCCAGGGAUGAGCGCACAGAUAACAGACGUGGUAAAAGAAUGCGCAACGUGUGCGAAAUUUGCUCCCAGCCAACAAAAACCACCCAUGCAAAGUCAUGCAAUCGCCGUCUACCCGUGGCAAAUCGUUUCCAUGGAUGUAUUUUUUGCUAUGUAUCGAAAUUAUAUCGAGUUGGACAUCCUAAAGGAUAUGUCUGCCAGGCGACUUGCCGAAACAUGCAGAAUGAACUUUGCUCGUCACGGGAUUCCACAAAUAAUAAACACAGACAACGGAACCAAUUUUGUGAAUGAGGAAAUGAAAGAAAUGGCUGUCAAAUGGAACUUCAGGCAUUCGACGUCUUCCCCUUACCACCAACAAGGCAACGGCAAGGCGGAAUCUGCCGUGAAGAUAGCGAAGCGAUUGAUUCAAAAGGCAGAAGAAACAAAUCAGGAUAUCUGGUACGUUUUGCUUCACUGGAGAAACAUCCCGAAUAAAAUCGGGAGCAGCCCAGUCACAAGAUUAUUUUCACGCAGCACCAGAUGUGGAGUACCAGCAUCGGCUGAAAAAUAUGCUCUUCGAAUUGUGCACAACGUUCCAGAAGCAAUACUAGAAAACAAAAGGAAGAUGAAGUAUUAUUAUGACCGCAAAUCUCGUGAAUUGCCUGUACUGCAAAUUGGUUCACCCGUUUAUGUCCAGCUACAUUCGGAAAAUAGCAAAUCUUGGACACCAGCUAUCGUGAAUGAGCGGCUCAAUGAUCGUUCGUAUGUCGUGGACGUAAAUGGAUCCUACUACCGCAGAGAUCUGGUCAACAUAAAACCGCGUAAAGAACCAACUAUAAAUCACAGCCCGAAUUACGAAAACACUCGACGGGAAAGCGAAUGUGUUUACACUCCCGUUUUAGAUGAAAUGUCAACCAGACCGCUUAUCACACAGCCAACUGAGAUGGAAUCCAACGAACUGACAACACCCGUUGUAAUGCAAUCAGCUGUGGCAGCCCAUGCGGCAAAGGCGACGAGUGCGAGGAACAGUCAGAAUGAAACGACAAUGGGCAGCACAAUCAUCAAUGAGAAUACCACAGAUGCAGCGAACAGACCGAAACGUCAGACAAAACUUCCAAGCAAAUUUAAUGAGUAUGUAAUGUACAAUUAA